Molecule: messenger RNA, 2657 nt
Organism: Tarenaya hassleriana
Lineage: Eukaryota; Viridiplantae; Streptophyta; Magnoliopsida; Brassicales; Cleomaceae
Product: protein STRUBBELIG-RECEPTOR FAMILY 7
Exons: 16
Coding region: 230-2380 (716 amino acids)
Biological process (GO): protein phosphorylation
Molecular function (GO): protein binding; ATP binding; protein kinase activity
Source: RefSeq, a predicted model, not a curated record
CUGUGGCUUUGGAUUCUUCUUGCAAAUCGUGCUUGCCAGCUUUUACUUGGUAAAUUAGUGUUAUGGCUGAAAGGGUAUAAAAUCUAGCUAAAGAAAAUUUAUCAUUAAAAUAAUACAAGAGAAAUUUCAGACCAAAAAUCAUACAUCUUCCCCAAAAAAACCAGUUUUUGGCAUCUGGGUUUUUUGAUCCAUCUGGCUUGAGAGAGAGAGAGAGAAGAGGGAGAAAAAGAUGAUGGAGAAUCGAGUGGUGAUGGUGGCUCUGCUGACACUCUGCAUUGUAGGACUGGAGCCAAGGUUCAUCAAUGGAGCCACCGAUUCAUCCGACACGUCGGCGCUAAACACCAUGUAUAGCAGUAUGAAUUCUCCAUCACAGCUAUCUGAAUGGAAGCCAUCGGGUGGUGAUCCUUGUGGGGAGCACUGGAAAGGCGUGACCUGUUCCGGUUCACGAGUUACAGAAGUAAAGCUACCAAAUCUUGGGCUUUCUGGAUCACUUGGAUACAUGCUUGAUAAGUUGUCCGCUGUUACUGAGUUUGAUCUCAGCAACAAUAACCUUGGAGGUGAUUUGCCAUAUCAACUUCCUCCGGCCGUACAGAGACUGAAUCUUGCUAAUAACCAAUUCACAGGAAGCGCUCAGUAUUCCAUUUCUUUGAUGGCAUCCCUUAAAUACCUAAAUCUUGCUCACAACCAGUUCAAAGGGCAAUUGGCCGUUGACUUCACUAAGCUCACUUCCCUCACUUUCCUGGAUCUCUCUUCAAAUUCUUUCUCGGGUUCUCUACCUAGCAGCUUUACCUCUCUCACGAGUAUAAAAUCAAUGUAUCUUCAGAACAACCAGUUCACGGGUACCAUCGAUGUCUUAGCCAGCCUUCCUCUUGAAAAUCUGAAUAUUGCAAAUAACCAAUUCACUGGCUGGAUCCCAGACUCUCUGAAGGGCAUUAACUUGCAAAAAGAUGGUAACUCGUUUAACUCGGGACCUGCCCCUCCACCGCCACCAGGUACGCCUCCAAUCCAUAGAUCCCCGAGCCACAAGUCCGGAGGGGGUGAACAGGGGUCUAAUGGUGAUUCCAGUAACAGUAAAUCUGAGAAAUCGGGGAUUGGAGCUGGUGGGAUAGCCGGCAUAAUUAUCUCAUUGUUAGUUGUUGGAGCCGUCGUGGCUUUCUUUCUGUUCAAGAAAAAAAGAUCUAAGAGGGCAUCCACAGACAUCGAGAAGACUGAUAACCAACCAUUCACUCUUGCGUCAAAUGAAUUUCACGAGAAUAAGUCUGUGCAGAGUUCCUCGUCGGUUGAAGCCAAGAAACUCGACACGUCAUUGUCAAUUAAUCUCCGCCCUCCCCCAGCUGACCGACACAAAUCAUUUGAUGAAGAAGAUUCCACAAGGAAGCCCGUUAUUGUGAAGAAAACAGCCGUGGUUCCUUCAAAUGUGAAAGCUUAUUCAGUUGCAGAUCUCCAAAUAGCCACUGGCAGUUUCAGCUCAGAGAAUUUUCUCGGAGAAGGGACUUUUGGGCGUGUAUACCGAGCUCAGUUUGAUGACGGAAAGUUUUUUGCUGUGAAGAAAAUAGAUUCUUCGGCUCUCCCUGUUGACAUGGCUGAGGAUUUUACGGAAAUAGUUUCGAAGAUUGCUCGAUUGGAUAAUCCAAAUGUAAUCAAGCUCGUUGGCUACUGCUCUGAACACGGGCAACACCUUCUGGUUUACGAGUUCCAUAAGAACGGCUCAUUGCAUGACUUUUUACAUCUAUCAGAAGAAGAAAGCAAACCACUGAUAUGGAAUUCACGCGUCAAGAUCGCCCUUGGUACUGCACGGGCACUAGAAUACCUGCAUGAAGUUUGCUCACCAUCUGUUGUCCACAAGAAUAUCAAGUCGGCCAAUAUUUUGCUUGACUCGGAAUUGAAUCCUCACCUCUCAGACUCUGGUCUUGCAAGCUUCCUCCCCACUGCCGACGAGGUAUUGAACCAGAACGAUGAAGGAUCAGGAUACAGUGCACCCGAAGUUUCUAUGUCUGGUCAAUAUUCUAUGCAGAGUGAUGUUUACAGUUUCGGGGUAGUAAUGCUUGAACUUUUAACCGGGAGAAAGCCAUUCGACAGUGCGAGGCCGAGGUCUGAACAGUCAUUGGUCAGAUGGGCAACACCUCAGCUCCACGAUAUCGAUGCUUUGAGCAAAAUGGUCGAUCCAGCUCUCAAAGGGCUUUACCCGGUUAAGUCUCUCUCCCGUUUUGCAGACGUUAUCGCCCUCUGUGUCCAGCCUGAGCCAGAGUUCAGACCACCAAUGUCAGAAGUGGUUCAAGCUUUGGUGGUUUUGGUGCAGAGAGCUAAUAUGAGCAAGAGAACCAUCGGAGUCGAUCAAUCUCAACGCUCCGGUAGCAACGAGGCUAACGACUACAUGUAAAUUCCUUACCGGAAAAAAAAAACAAACCUAUACUCUUACCUUUUUGCAUCUUUGCUCGGAUUCUGGGUCGGAUAAAGUCAGAGACAGGGAGACAGAACAGAGUUUUUGUUUCACGAAACUGAAGAAAACAUCACAAUUCCCAAAGCCAUUGUACAAUCCCAUGCCCUCUUGUAAUAUGUUCCCUGUUUUCUUGAGCUUUUUAUAUACAUUCCAACAAGAACAUCAUCCCCUUUGUGUAACCCCAAGUCGGUUUCCCUUGUCUUUUUUUUUCAUUGUC